Molecule: messenger RNA, 836 nt
Organism: Humulus lupulus (European hop)
Lineage: Eukaryota; Viridiplantae; Streptophyta; Magnoliopsida; Rosales; Cannabaceae
Product: LOB domain-containing protein 12
Exons: 2
Coding region: 91-648 (185 amino acids)
Source: RefSeq, a predicted model, not a curated record
CUUCAUCAAAAGAGAGAAAACAAUCUCUUCUUAUUUCGCUUCAAAUUCUUACUACAUAUCUACUUUUUUGUCAAUUUGUGUUACACAAACAUGGGUGGGUCAUCUCCUUGUGCUUCUUGCAAGCUCUUGAGGCGCCGCUGCGCCAAAGACUGCAUCUUUGCCCCUUACUUUCUUUCUGAUGAUCCUCACAAGUUUGCCAUUGUUCACAAGGUCUUCGGUGCUAGCAAUGUUAGCAAAAUGUUGCAGGAGCUUCCACUUCAUCAAAGAGCGGAUGCUGUGAGCAGUUUGGUUUAUGAAGCAAAUGCAAGAGUAAGGGACCCAGUUUAUGGCUGUGUUGGUGCAAUAUCAUACCUUCAAAGCCAAGUUUCCCAAUUACAAAUGCAGCUGGCUGUGGCUCAGGCAGAGAUCCUGUGCAUCCAGAUGCAGCAAGAGUCCACCACAUGCACCUUACCGACCCAGCAGAUGGACCAUCAUCACCACCAUCAUCAAGAUCAUGAUCAGAAACCCCUUAUUUUGUCCAAUACUAGUAAUAAUAGUACUAUUACUAACUUCUCUACCAAUCUUCCACAGUACCUCAGUUUCUCUUCUUCUGGCAAUAUUAAUGUAAUGCAAGAUCCAACUCUCCAAAGAGAAUCUCUUUGGACUUGAAUAUUAGUUAUAAUAAAUAUGAUCUCGUCUUUUACUGAAGUAUUAGAUCAAUAACAUUUUUAUUAUUAUCUUUUCGAGGGAGUUUAAUUAGUCGUAAUUUAGAUAUAUGUCAAUAAUAAUAAGAAGAAAAAAAGUAUUACACAUUUCUGGAUUUACGGGUCAAACUCUGCAUGUGGGAGGUGGCGGAG